Messenger RNA from Carlito syrichta (Philippine tarsier), 1180 nucleotides. It is a transcript of the gene AUNIP, whose product is annotated as aurora kinase A and ninein interacting protein. Gene Ontology annotation, cellular component: spindle pole; centrosome. The transcript is spliced from 4 exons. The record is from RefSeq and is a predicted model, not a curated record. The coding region runs from base 98 to 1180 and encodes 360 amino acids. NCBI's taxonomy places the organism in Eukaryota, Metazoa, Chordata, Mammalia, Primates, Tarsiidae. Gene Ontology annotation, biological process: spindle organization.
CGCGAGAUCCGAACGUCGGCGGCGGCGGUUCGCGCCGGUCCCUGAGGCGUCCCGAGCCCGGGACGUGCGUCCUGCUGGCUUGGUCUCCUCAGCGGCCAUGAGGCGCAGAGGCCCUGAGGAGGAGGCCUGCGGUGUGUGGCUGGACGCGGCGGCGCUGAAGAGACGGAAAGUGCAGAAACAUUUAAUCAAUCCAGGCACCAAAAUGCUAACCCUCUUUCCUGGAGAAAGAAAGGCUAAUGUUUCUUUCACACAAAGAAGAACUCCACCUACAGGUGCUCAGCAAAGAAGCAUUGCUUCCUUCUUCACCUUACAGCCAGGAAAGACAAAUGGUGGUGACCAGAAGCGUGUUUCAUCUCAUACAGAAAGUCAGAUCAACAAAGAGUCCAAGAAAGAUGCAACCCAGCUAGACCAUUUAAUCCAAGGCUUGAGGGGUGGUUGCAUAGCUCCCCCUUUAGCCACUUCAACCCCGGCAGACAUCCAGGAAGAUGGACUUUCCCCUCAAUUCCUCCAGACUUCUGACCACCACAGAAUGGAAACCCCACUUUUUACUGUGCUGUCUUUGCCCCAGCCUGAUAACCAAGACUGUGUGGGAGAGAGUAAUACCUCUCUAGCUUUUUCCUUCACCCAGGACUUGGAAAGUUCUUGUUUGCUGGACCAAGAGGAAAGGAGGGUUUCUGCCAGGAAAAGAGAAUGGCUUCAUGGAUCCAAGAAGAACUAUCAGGGCAUGGACAGAUACAGCAAAUCACCUGGGGACAAAUGCUGUCAGCCUUUGGACAAGACUAAAUUGGAGAGGAAGAUGUCUGCCAAAGAAAACAGGCAGGCCCCUGUCCUCCUUCAAACUUGUGGGGCAUCCCGGAGUGGAGAAAACACAGAAUCAGUGAAACAAAGCCAUUGUCCUGCUUCUGUGUUUUCCUGGGACAGUGAAAAGAAUGACAAGGACUCCUGGAGUCAGCUUUUCACUGAAGAUUCUCAGGGCCAGCAGGUUAUUGCCCACAACACUAGAGCUCCUUUCCAAGAUGUAACCAAUGGCUGGAAUCAGGGCUUAGGGCCAUUUCCUAAUAGCCCUUGGGCUCAGUGCCAGGAUAAGCUGACUCAAAGUCUUCAGACUGAUUUGCUCUUUACCCAGGACUCUGAAGUUCAAGCUCUAGCUUGUCAGCAAGACUUGCAGAUUUGUCAUUGA